GGUCAUUUGAGAAACCCCAUAAGUCAAUUUUUAGCUAAAUUUAGUUUUUUAUAUUUUUGCAAUCAACAGAUAUAAAUACACAGUUCCUCUGAGAAACAACAUAAGUCAGACUUUUUUUACCAACUUUAUAAUGCCACAAAGUUUUAGUUCACUUGAGAAACACCAUAAGUCAGUGACUUAUAGUGUUUCUCAAGUGAACAGCAGCAACAGCUGACACCUUGAUCAGUGAUCAGCUGUUUACAUUGCACUAACAAUUCCAGCCCAGGUUUGAGGUUAUGGUGGGAUAUUAAAGAGUAGCCUAUUUUCUUUGUUCGUCUAAUAUCGAAAUUGAAACAUUUUAAAAUCAUUAUCAGAAUGAAUGAGCUAGAUGUUAAUUUAGAGAUUCAGAAACGUAAAAGGAAAAAGGGUGUUCUCAAUAAAUCCGAGUACAAGGCCGAAAUAAUUAAAAAAGCCAGAGUUUCAGGAAGCUCAUACAUAAGUUGGACUGGAAAAGAAGUACCAGAAAUAACUCCAGGAGAAGAUUGCAAGUGUCGGCGGAAGUGCUUCACAAAAGUGGCAGAUGAAGAACGGAAACGGAUAUUUGAGACCUUUAGAAGUUUGGGGUCUAAAAAUGAGCAAGACAACUAUCUACAAUCUUUGAUUGCAGCAACUGAAGUUAAACAGAAACGGCGGAGGAAAUCAAGUGAAAUAUCACGUAAGCCAGAUAGAGGAAAUACAUUCAUUUACGAAGUAUCAACACCAUCUGGGAAGCAGCAGGUAUGCAAACUUGCAUUCUCUAAUAUACAUGGAAUAAGUAGUGACCGCAUCAGGAGAUUGACAAAACUACUAACAGAGGGUAAAAAUCCUCAGGAUAUGAGAGGCAAAAGUGUCCCGGGCAAUGCAAAACCAACUAAUUUUGUCAAUAGAGUUAAAGAACAUAUCGCUUCCUUUCCUGUGAAAAUAACACACUAUGGUACAACUGAUUAUAGCUACUUGAAUGAAAAACUUAAUGUUCUUGAGAUGUAUAAACUGUUUAAACAGGCGAAUCCAGAUAUUGAUAUUGGGUACAAAUUUUAUCUUAAAAUAUUUAAAGAAAAUUUUACUCUGCAUUUUGGUCGUCCACAGGUCGACACUUGCUGUACUUGUGAGGCUCUUGAGAUAAAAAUUAAAAGUAAAUUCUUGAAUGAUAUAGCUAAAAGAGUCCAUGUAGCUGAAAAAAUAGUCCAUAAGCGCAGGGCUAAAAAGUUUUACUAUAAAAUCAACGAAGUUCAGGAACAGGCUGCUACUAAUGAAAAUAUUGGUGGCAUAUGUAUUGAUUAUAUGCAAAAUUUACAGCUACCAACUAUCCCAGUCCAAGAAACAUUUUAUCUCAGACAACUCACUGUUAGUGUUUUCUGUGUCCAUAAUCUUAAAGACAACAGUGUAGUAUUUUUUAUGUAUCAUGAGGGAAUUGGUGGUAAAGGCCCAAAUGAAGUCUGUUCAUUUCUGUUGAGCUACAUUCAAAAUCAUUUAAUAGAAGGGAUUGAACACUUACAUAUUUUUUCUGACGGAUGUGGAGGCCAAAAUAAAAACCACUCAGUUCUCAGAUUGGCAAAUGCCUUGGCCUCCACAGGAAAGUUUAAGACAGUAGAGCAGUAUUUUCCUAUUAGAGGGCAUUCUUUUCUGCCCUGCGAUAGGGACUUUUCAGUUAUUAAAAGAAAAGUGAGAAGGUGCGACAGAGUGUACACUGUUAAGGAAUAUGCUGAAAUGUUCCUAAGUGCCUCAUUAAAAAAUGAGUUCUAUGUGGUCCUACCUGAGUCAGAAGACAUUUUAAAUUUCAAGGAUUGGUGGCCUGCAUUUUUUAAAAAGAAUGUAAUUUCUCAGGAAACACGAGGCAAAGAUGUGCCCAAAGAAAAAAAGGUUUCUUUUAAAAUCUCAAAUUUCAUGCAGUUUUCCCAUUCACAUGAAAAUCCUGGUAUAGUAAAAGCAAAAGACUUCAUUGAUGGUGUAACUGAACACACUUUUGAUAUAAAAAACACAAACCGUAAUAGGUUGAACCUGCCUACACAAAAAGCUUAUCAAGAGGAUUGUGUACCAAUAAACAAGAAAAAAAUGGAUGACCUUGAAAAAUUAAAGCCUUAUUUACCUGACGAUGAACAAAUAAAGAUGUUCUACGACAAAAUAUUCUCAUGGAAAACUGUCAAUAAAGGAGAUGUUGAGAUAGAUUGAGAAAAUAUUGCUUAAAACUCCAGAACUUUGUUUUAUAUAUUAACAUGAAACAUAAUUAUAUGUUAGAUUUACUAAUGUAAAAUUAUAAUAAACAUUUUUAGCUGUUUAACUGACUUUAUUUUCCUCCAUAUCAAAAUCAAGUGUCUCUAUUUUCCUUUAAAACCCUAUAAGUCAUUGUUUUUGCUCCAUUUUCUUUUAAAAGCCCAUAAGUCAAAAAAUUAUUUUUAAUAUUUCUAUGAACUUAAAUACUUAUAACAGGUAAAAUUUGUAAAUUCACAAUUCUAAUAGUGAAUUCUAUAAUUAGAUUGUGGUUUUUUUAUUAUUUGGUGC
Molecule: messenger RNA, 2517 nt
Organism: Homalodisca vitripennis (glassy-winged sharpshooter)
Lineage: Eukaryota; Metazoa; Arthropoda; Insecta; Hemiptera; Cicadellidae
Exons: 2
Coding region: 355-2187 (610 amino acids)
Source: RefSeq, a predicted model, not a curated record